This is a messenger RNA of Acaromyces ingoldii, 2450 nucleotides long. RefSeq lists its product as hypothetical. The coding region runs from base 294 to 2348 and encodes 684 amino acids. The transcript is spliced from 4 exons. Gene Ontology annotation, cellular component: Cdc73/Paf1 complex. NCBI's taxonomy places the organism in Eukaryota, Fungi, Basidiomycota, Exobasidiomycetes, Exobasidiales, Cryptobasidiaceae. The record is from RefSeq and is a predicted model, not a curated record. Gene Ontology annotation, biological process: transcription elongation by RNA polymerase II. Gene Ontology annotation, molecular function: chromatin binding; RNA polymerase II complex binding.
GACGGCGGCUGCUGGAGCAAAGAUGGCCACUUCACUGCUACGACAUUACCCUCAUCCUCGACUCAUCAUCUUUUCUAGCUCCUCGAGAGGAUCGCCGUAGAGUGUCAAUCUUUUGACGUUGAGCUCUGCUCCUUCAGAAGCUGCCUACGGGAACCCGAUCAAUCCUGCAUGCCGAAGUGCCUGUUGGUUGAGCGAGUGCAAGGCAAUCACGUGCCCUGAUCCGUCUCGUCUGCCAAUAUUGCAGCAACGCUCGUUCUUCUCGACGCGAUCGUCUAUCUCAAAGAGCGGUCGCCAUGUCUUCUUCAUCGUCUUCGAGAAAGAGGACCGAGCACAUCGAGCGGACGAGGUAUCCAAAUCCUUUGCCCCUGCCUCCCUACCCGCCCAAGCAGCUGGCCAUCAAUACGCCUCCUUCGCGGUAUGUCGACCCUCGUUUGUUUGGGCAGCGGCUUGCCGCCUCAGUCCCCUUGCCAAUGGUAGUGGAUGCCGAGGCUGGCAUGCCUCUCGACAUGACUUCCUUUCCAGCCUGCUGGUACACCGACCAGGAGCUCGCCGACGCAGACGCUCAGGGCCGCGGAGGCGUCUUUCCCAUUUUGGAUCGAAGCCAGGUGCAGAUCGAUGAGGAGGACGCCUUUUUGCUGAGCGACUUGAUGAGCACGAGCACCACCAUCAACGGAGCUACAGCUGCCGAUGGCAUCGAUGGCACUGCCACGCCCGAGAGAGGGCAGCCCACCUGGCUCAAGCGUACUGAAUAUCUCGCAGCUGCCGAGAAGAAGGCGAGGAGGUCUGAGCUGGCCAGCAGACAUGCCAACGUAGAGAGUAUCGAUGCUUCGAGAGAAGCGCAGCUGGCAAGAAUCAAAGUGACCUUCGAAGCUGCCAAUCAACCCCUCGAGACGCUGCGACACCCCACAAAGGGCCACCUUCGCGCCAUAGACGCCUUCCCACUGCUGCCAGACACCGACACAUGGGCGACAAGAGUCGACGUGUUCCGCUUCGGCGAUGCGCCAGGACGUCACAUUGACAACCGCCCCGCACAUGAUCCCCGUCUUCAGACUGCUAUUCUUCGUCCUCACCAGGACACGCUCGGGCAGCCCCUUUUCUCGCUCUUUGCCAUUGAUGCUCCCGAAGCCGAAGACAUAGUCGAGCAAGAAGACGAGGACAUGUUCGGAAGUGGCGAAGAGGCUGACGACGGCGAUGACGACGACGAAGAUCGGCCAAAGAAGGGAAAGGCUCCUAAGACGCGGAGGGCGUUCCGAAGCAGAGAGCAACAGCUUGCAGCAGAAGAUGCAGAAAGCCGGAGAGCUGUGGAUGCAAGGAUUCGCGGCAUGAAGACAGAUGCGGAAAAGCAGGAUGUCCAGGCAGAAGUAUUCGAGACUGCCGACAGCGAGGAGCGCCCGAUACACAUGGCGCUACUGCGAGACUAUGAGACACAUGACGAAUCGAUGCGCAAGGACCAGGAGCUAAUUGUUAGUUUCCUCACCGGACCUUCUCGAAUCGAACGAGAUGAUGCGAGUGGAGCCGGACCAGAGGCAGGAGAGGCCAACAAUGGGGUCUUGCCCCCACUCACAGCGUACGAAAAAAGCUUUCAGACCAAAAGGGGAGAUGCGGUCCAUGCCGGAAACGUCGCUCUAUACCAUCCAGUGUCUAUGAGAGCUUCACUCCGAGUCAAGAGAAGGAGGCCUAUCGACCCUCAGCCACCCGAGCAUUGGGAUGCAAUCAAUCUGGGCAAGAGGUCCGUGUCCACUUACGAAAGGAUCGAGCGGCUCCACGAGCGGAAACUCGUCGACGACUUAGACCUUGGGCUAUUGCCCGAGCGCAUUCCACUGCCCGAGCCAAUCGAGGAAGAAGCGGAAGAGACCGUGGGAGAGGAAGGUGUCGAGGGGCCAGCUGGUGCCAUUGAUGAGGUCGAAAAGGAGGACGAAAAUGUUGACGACGAUGAAGACUCAAGAGCGACGCCUUCGCAAAAGGCUCAGGAGCCUGCCGAGGUGGGAGCAGAAGGAGCGGAUGAAGAUGAGGAGGAGGAGGAAGAGGAGGAAGAGGAAGAGGAAGGGGAGGAAACUGUGAAAAAGCACAAAAAGUCAAAGGCGGGAUCAGGCUCGGACUCGGACGACGAAGAUGAUGAGGAGGGCUCAGAUGAAGGAAUGGACGAUGAUGAGCUCGAAGCGCUCCGCGCCGAGGCAGGAGCUGAUGCGGCAGAGGACGAGGGCGCAGACGAAGCAGUUGGGGCGAGGCGGAGCCGACGAGGGCCUAGACCUGUCAGACAGACCGAGGAAGCGGAGAAGGAAGAUUCCCUCGGCGCAGAAGCCAGGGGGAACGGUGCUGACGAGAUGGACGUUGAUGAGGACGCCUAAACCAAAGGAGACGGCCGCACCGGCUGAGACGCAAAGGCCGAAAUGUAAUCUAAUUUUAUCAGUCAACCACCUCUGGGAUGAACUCAAUUUUCUCGUACUGCC